Chilo suppressalis (striped riceborer) is the source of this 1806-nucleotide messenger RNA. The record is from the annotation of a GenBank genome assembly. NCBI's taxonomy places the organism in Eukaryota, Metazoa, Arthropoda, Insecta, Lepidoptera, Crambidae.
UUGUGAAAUAUGUUUCUUGCUACUUCGUGUAGUACCUAUAAUGUACUGAAUUCUUGUCAUGACGACAGCAAGUAAUUGUCUGCACUCAUUCUGUACAAAUACAAUAACGUUCGAUCUUGACUACCAUUUACGUUUGUACCAUAAAAAUACAAUAUACUUAACUCACUCAAACACAAAUGAAGUCGUCUAUACCAUAAGAAAUUCAUGAAUACAUUGGUAAUAUUAUUUAUGAGCUUGCGCACGCUCCGACUAUUAGGUUUAUGCUAUGCCGAGUUCGCAUCCCGAGUGCCUAAAGCGGGCUCCGCUUACGUCUACAGUUACGUAAGCGUUGGCGAGUUUAUAGCCUUCACCAUUGGCUGGAACCUCAUCCUGGAGUAUGUGAUUGGCACCGCCAGCGUAGCCAAGGGCAUGGCCAACUAUAUCGACAGCCUCUGCAACAAUACAAUGGCGAACACUAUGAGAGAUAUCGCACCAAUCAACAUAUCGUUCCUGGCUGAUUAUCCUGAUUUCUUCGCGUUCGCUCUCGUGUUUCUGAUUACGAUUCUCCUGGGCAUCGGUGUGAAAGAGUCAACCAAACUGAACAACGUGUUCACCGCUCUCAACAUGGCCACGGUCAUCAUAGUAGUCAUCGCGGGCGCUGUCAAAAGUAACCCAGAAAACUGGCGUAUAAAACUAGAGGACAUCCCUGAGGAAUACCAAUCUUCAGCGGGCGCGGGUGGUUUUAUGCCCUGGGGUAUGGCCGGCGUGAUGGCGGGCGCAGCUAAAUGCUUCUUCGGGUUUGUUGGUUUCGACUGCGUGGCGACUACAGGGGAAGAAGCCAAGGACCCUAAGAGAGACAUACCGUUGUCCAUCGUGCUGUCGUUGGUGAUAAUCUUCGUGUCAUACUUCAGUAUCGCGACGGUGCUCACUAUGAUGUGGCCUUAUUACUUGCAGGACGCCGACGCGCCUUUCCCCCACGUGUUCACGGAGACCGGCAUGCCAGUGAUCAAAUGGAUUGUGACUGUCGGCGCCAUCUUCGCGCUGUGCACCAGCUUGCUCGGCGCCAUGUUCCCGCUACCCAGAGUAUUGUACGCCAUGGGAACAGACGGCGUACUCUUCCGACCGCUGUCUGCGAUCAACAAGAGAACUAAGACACCUCUGCUGGCGACGUUCUUCAGUGGUUUAUUGUCAGCUAUAAUGGCGGCGAUCUUCAAUUUGAACCAACUGAUCGACAUGAUGUCAAUCGGUACUCUUCUAGCAUACACGAUAGUCGCAACCAGCAUCUUAAUAUUGAGGUAUGAAGAGGUACAGACGCCCCCCCAUAACGGCAACAAACCGUUACCAGAGACCCCCUACUCGGUAGCGCGGCAGGCGUUCAAUCUGCUCGGACUCAAGGAGCCCACGCAGCUCUCCGCUAACAUCGCUAAAGUCACCAUUUGUGUGUUCUUCGUGGUGGCAAUGGUAUGCGGCGCACUGCUGCGAUGGGAGAGCAUCGGCGCGGGCGCAGGCGCGGCGCUGGGAGCUCUCGGAGCCGCGCUGUUGCUGUUACUGCUGGUGCUAUACCGCCAGCCUUCCAGAGACGUGCAGCAUCUGAGCUUCACCGUCCCGCUCGUGCCCCUGGUGCCAUACCUGAGCGUGUGCAUGAACGUGUACCUGAUGGUGCAGCUGGACUACCAGACCUGGGUGCGGUUCAUCAUCUGGCUAGCAGUCGGCUACAUUAUAUACUUUGGGUAUGGCUUAAGAAACAGCUCUUUGAACGAGGAAAAAGCCCCUGUUACAAUGAACGGGAAACCCGAAGAUAAGAACCAUGUUACUACGAAAUUCUAA